Anthostomella pinea is the source of this 1416-nucleotide messenger RNA. The record is from the annotation of a GenBank genome assembly. NCBI's taxonomy places the organism in Eukaryota, Fungi, Ascomycota, Sordariomycetes, Xylariales, Xylariaceae.
AUGGCCACUGAACAACACCGUCGCCCUGCCUCGCAGUCCAAGUUGCCUGUGGGGCUGGCAGGUGUCCUCAACGACGAGAACCGUGACUCGGCAUACUACUCGAACACCUCGAGCAAGCACACGUCAGCAGCCUCGGGCUUUGGGAUACCUUUAUAUCAUUCUGCGCAGGACAAGACGCCCUCUCCGACCACCAAUAUACCAAUUCCCCAUGCCUUAGUAUCCCCGUCGAGCCACAUGAGCGUAGCAUCAAUGGUAUCUCCUACGUCGUCCGGGAUGGGGCGCUUCGAUCGACCGCAGUCGCUGGAAUCCGUUCAUGGCAUACCGUUAGGAGGGACAGCGAGCGCAGGACCCGAAUCGCGGCGUGAGAGUGUGGACAGCAGGAUGAAUCAGAACUUCAACGACAUGCGAUUGAGCGGGUCGCCGUACACGAGCCAGAACCAGUCGACGACGUCGAUUCAGGGAACCUUGGCGCAACAGCGAAACCCGCGCGUGGGACAGGACCACCACUCUCUCAAUAGGAUGUCGAAUGGGUACCAGCCCAGUAUGGAGCGCACUCCGGACGGUCUGCCUAAGGUCGCGAGGACGGCACCGGCCAUUACUGGUCCAGCGACGAGUACUAUCGCAAGAGCCGCGGAACCGACUAAGGGUCAAGCCUGGGCCUUCCCGGAGGAGGAAAUACACAGAAUGCCUAAUGGCGGGACGUUUUUGGACUCGAGGCGAAGCAGUAUUGCCGACUCGAUAGCCAGCAGCCAGUUCACCACGGAGUCCCGGCUGCCGCCUGGGCAGCGGCGACUUGAUGACGGCCUUGGACCAGACUACCACCGCUUGUCAACCAACUCGACCGACUUGCAGACAAUCCACCACCACAGCCUGCAGCACAAGCAGCUGUCGGAUAUGCACAGUGAGGAAUCCAGCCCGCAAGGCGGCGCUCAGCCGUAUAGCAGGACACCCGAACUUCGGGUCAGCCACAAGCUUGCAGAGCGGAAAAGGCGGACAGAAAUGAAAGAGCUUUUCGAGCAGCUGCGUGAUUUGAUGCCUCAAGAGCGUGGGUCGAAAGCGUCCAAAUGGGAGAUUCUUACCAAAGCAAUUGCGGAGCAUCAACGACUGUCAGACAACAUCAAGUCGCUGUCCGGUCACUGCCAAAACGCGCUCCAAGAGAAUGAACGGUUGCGCAUGGAAAACGCACAGUUGCGAGGAGGCACGCCAGCCAUGCCACCGGGCCAGGGACCUGCGAGUCAGCCCCCUCAACAAGCCCCUGCAGACUCAUAUGCACAAGAUCCCUAUGGGCGAGCCCCUCGGCCAGAACUCCCGCCACUGAGAGCUUUGAGCAACAACCUUCCAAACCCACCAGACUCUAUGACUGGUGUUCAAUAUGAAGGGCAGCGAUUGAACGGCUACCGGCAAGAGCGGUAUUAG